Messenger RNA from Grammomys surdaster, 1261 nucleotides. Its product is annotated as olfactory receptor 10J1-like. The record is from RefSeq and is a predicted model, not a curated record. Bases 246 to 1178 code for a protein of 310 amino acids. Gene Ontology annotation, biological process: G protein-coupled receptor signaling pathway. Gene Ontology annotation, cellular component: membrane. NCBI's taxonomy places the organism in Eukaryota, Metazoa, Chordata, Mammalia, Rodentia, Muridae. Gene Ontology annotation, molecular function: G protein-coupled receptor activity; olfactory receptor activity. The transcript is spliced from 2 exons.
AGACUUUCCGAGGCUAGCAAAGUCAAAGUUUAGCCUGGAAAUUGACACUACAUUAUGAAACUCCUUCUGACACUCUGGAAAUGCUUACCUGCUUGCCUUAGAAUUUUAAACUUAGUCCACUCUGACUUUUUCAAGCAACCUAUCCCAGGUCUUUCUUUUUUAAAUUGCAGACACAGCAGCUCCGUAAGAAAAAUUCUGUGAUUUCCAUUUCUAGUUUUCAAGAAAUUUCAGAUGUAAGGUCCCCAAUGAAGAGAACCAACUUCACAGAGGUAAGAGUGUUUGUUUUCCAAGGUUUCUCCAAUUUCCAAGAAAAUCAGCUCACACUCUUCGUUGUCUUCUUUGUCCUAUACAUCCUGACUCUGACUGGCAAUUUCAUCAUUGUGACCAUUAUCCGCAUUGACCACCGCCUUCACACACCCAUGUAUUUCUUCUUAAGUGUUCUCUCAACUUCAGAGACUUUCUAUUCUCUGGUUAUCAUCCCACGCAUGCUUGGUAGCCUUGUGGGUCUGAGCCAAUCCAUCUCCCUGGAGUGCUGUGGGAUUCAGCUAUUUUUUUUCCUUGGAUUUGGAAUCAUCAACUGUCUCCUGCUAGCAGUCAUGGGUUAUGAUCGCUCUGUGGCCAUUUGCAACCCUCUUCGCUAUAACAUCAUCAUGAAUUGGAGGGUGUGUGUCAUUCUGGCAUCUUCAGUCUGUGUCACAGGAUUCUUGUUUGCUCUAGUUCAAGCUGUGUCCAUAUUCAGGCUGCCAUUUUGCAAGACACUGAUUGAACAUUUCUUCUGUGAUGUCCGACCAAUUUUAGAUCUGGCCUGUACAGUGCCAGUCUUCAAUACCAUCUUGACAUUACUUCUCACCUUCAUGGUCAUCACAGCCCCUGCAACUUUUCUAUUUGUCUCCUAUGUCCUUAUUAUUUCCACCAUUCUCAAGAUUGCCUCAGCUGAAGGCCGGAAAAAAACUUUUGCCACAUGUGCCUCCCACCUCACUGUGGUCAUCAUCCACUAUGGCUGUGCCUCUAUUGCCUACUUCAAGCCCAAGUCAGAUAACAGUAAAGACCAAGACCAGCUGAUCUCAGUGACUUACACUGUAAUAACACCUCUACUAAACCCUGUUGUAUAUAGUCUGAGAAACAAAGAAGUCCAGGAUGCUCUGCGAAAAGUGUUGUGUAGGAAAUACCUAUCUUAGUUGCUGAUUUCUCUCCAAAUAAUUUCUUCUUUUUCAUAUAGAACCUGAUAGGUUAAGGUAUAAAGCCAGGGUUUUAUAUGAUU